Molecule: messenger RNA, 849 nt
Organism: Pediculus humanus corporis (human body louse)
Lineage: Eukaryota; Metazoa; Arthropoda; Insecta; Psocodea; Pediculidae
Exons: 6
Coding region: 1-849 (282 amino acids)
Source: RefSeq, a predicted model, not a curated record
AUGUCUAAACGAUACAGUUUUGUUAUUUCCGUUGCUUCCAUAUGUGGUUUGGUACGUCCGAAAUGUCCGCUGGAUGGAAAUUAUUUGGGAAAAUUUAACAACGAUUAUAAAAAUGGGGAAAAAAUAAAUUUAAUGACUCCGGACAUAAUUUUUGCUAUACUCGUAGCAAAAAUUAUGUUUAACAUUUCCCACGUCAUCCUAAGUAUUUUUUUAUACAAAGCAAAUAAUAAAGAGAUAAUCGGGAAUAAAAAAAGAUUAACGGAUUUACUUAUGGGAUGGACCUUAUUAACAUUAUCCAUGUCAUGUUUGGAUGGAUUUUUAACAUUUCAACUUUUUCAAGAUAUGUUUUCGUUAAUCAAUUAUUUAGAUUCGGAUAAUGAUUUUAUUGAAAAUCCCCUAUUGGGUGGGAUACAAUUUAUUCCUUUGAUAUUCGGUUUGGUUUCGUGUAGGUUGAUUGUUUUAUGGUUUUGGAACGUUAUUGGUAAAAAAGAAAGUUUAAAUAAAUCGAAAAAUGAAGAAAAUGAAUCUUACUCACCAAUGCCAAUAAGAAAAAUUUCAAAUGGUUUACCAUAUCGUAAAACAAAAUCCGAAUGGGAUCUUUAUACAAUGGAAGCUGUAACGCAUUUUAAUGAAGAUGAAUCCACGAUUCCAAAAACAUUUUUACCAAACGAAAAAGUAGAAGAAGUAGAAGAACAAACGAGAAAAAAAAACGAUUACAUAUUUGCUUAUUCUCAACCUGAAAUCGAUUAUAAAAAUGGUAUUAAAAACGAUGGUUACGAUUAUGAUACCGACGAAGAAGAACGUCAAGUCGACGACGAUGAUGAUGGGGAAGUAGAAAAAGGAUUUUAA